Messenger RNA from Lineus longissimus, 2832 nucleotides. Its product is annotated as peroxisomal carnitine O-octanoyltransferase-like. Lineage: Eukaryota; Metazoa; Nemertea; Pilidiophora; Heteronemertea; Lineidae. The coding region runs from base 234 to 2273 and encodes 679 amino acids. Gene Ontology annotation, molecular function: carnitine O-octanoyltransferase activity. The transcript is spliced from 15 exons. The record is from RefSeq and is a predicted model, not a curated record. Gene Ontology annotation, cellular component: peroxisome.
GCCAAUAAGCGGCUCGUGUUUUGUUAAAAAAUAUAAGAUUCGAGUUGAAAUACUCGGUAAAGAUCCCAUAUACGGUGAUCUUUUCAAACAAGCAUCGAAUCUGCUGGCAUGACUUGGGACAUCCAGUGACGCAGCAAAAAGUAGCGACAGUACAGCCAGAAGUAGCAACCACUCGCAAAACGGGAUCCUUGUCUGACUGCAAGACUGGUGACUGUCCUCGACCACUUAGUUGAAUGUUCCGAAUUUCUGUGAUGCAUAUACUAACACGGUGUAUUUUUUCACAUGCAACGAAGCAUGUAAAAAUCAGCAAGCUUUCAUUUGUAUCUAACAUUUCAAGUCGCUUUCGUAGUGGAUCAGCACUCUUGAAGAUGGAAGUAAGACUGAACAGCAGCAUGGUACCAGAGGAGUACAAGAAAACAGCCAAGGAAGUUUUCCUGGCAAAAAAUAACGAAAAGACCUUCCAAUAUCAGGAUAAAUUGCCUUCUCUUCCAGUGCCAUCCUUGGAACAGACACUCAAUAAGUACUUGGAUUCAGUCGCUCCUCACCUUAAUGAUGCAGAAUACAGGGAGACAGAGUUCGUGGUUCGACAGUUUGGUAGUGGCAUUGGGAAGGAACUGCAUGGAAAGUUAGUGGAGAAAGCAAAAUCAGAAAGAAAUUGGCUUGAAAAAUGGUGGGAGAAAGUGGCCUACUUAGAUGGUCGUUGCUCAACAGCGCCAAGCAUCAACUUCUCAGGACCUGCGCCCUUCCACCAUCAUUACUGGCCCCCGGCAGACGGCACUCAAAUAGAACGUACCGCCAUUCUUGCCCAUCAUACACUUAACUUCUGGCAUAUGUUAAGAACAGAAGACCACCUACCUCAUAAAAAAGGGAAGGAACCAUUAUGCAUGAAUCAGUUCCAUAGAGUAUUCAAUACAUACAAGGUGCCUAAACCUGUCACUGAUGAGUUGAAGUUCUACUUCAAAACAGAGCGGGAAGGACCGUGUCCUACAAAUAUUAUCAUUCUCAGGAAAGGACAUGUUUUCACUUUUGAUGCAGUAGACAAAUUCGGUGUUCCUCUCAUGGCUCCUGAGAUACAGGUUCAAAUGCAGCGGAUAGCAGACAUAUGUGAUGCACUACCUCAGGGGCCUGGGCUUGCAGCUUGUACAGCACAUGACCGAACGUCUUGGGCAAAGCUUCGUGAACACCUUCUGGAGCUGCACCAAGAUAAUCAUGAAUACAUCGACAUCCUUCAGGGAGCAAUCGGUUGCUUUGUAUUUGAAGACUAUCCUACGACAGGAGACACUGAGAACUUUCAUAGUGGCCUGUGUGGUGAUGCAACCAAUAGGUGGUUUGACAAGUCGGUCUCCCUCAUUUCCUAUUCCAAUGGAACGUUUUCCUCUAACUGUGAUCAUGCACCUUUUGAUGGUAUGGCUUUGGUGUUCUUUAUGCUUUAUGCAGAUCUCAACGUCUUCCAUGACAAGGGCAAAUGGACUGGUACUAAAGAAAUCCGCCCACAGCCACAACCAAAACGUCUCGACUUCCACCUGGAUCAGUUCAUGCUGGAGGGCAUUGAAGAAGCAAGGCGGUCAUUCAAAGCCCAGACGGAUAACAUUGACAGUUUCUGCCCGGUGUUUGAUAAGUUUGGCAAGAAUGAGUUGAAGAGAUUGAAGUUCCACCCUGAUACGUUUGUUCAAUUGGCGUUACAGUUUGCUUACUACAGGAUGAUGGGGAAACCAGGAUGUUGCUACGAAACAGCCACCACCCGACAAUAUUGGCAUGCAAGGACAGAAACAGUGCGGUCAUGCACCCCAGAAGCUAUCGAAUGGUCAAAGGCUAUGCUCAAUCCAAGCUCUUCGAGUGCCAGACGCUAUCAGUUACUAAAGAGUGCUGAAGAGAAACAUAACAGGAUGAUGUCAGAAUGUCAAAAUGCUCAAGGCUGUGAUCGUCAUCUUCUUGGAUUGAGGCUGAUAGCAGCUGAGAAUAACAUUCCUGAUCCCCUCAUUUAUAAAGACAAGGCUUGGACGAAGAGUGGUGGUGACGGUAACUUCAUUCUGUCGACGAGUAUGACAGGAUACUCCACGAUCCUUGGUGGAGUGAGUCCGAUGUGUAAGAAUGGCUAUGGAACUUUCUAUAGGGUUCCAUCAUCUUAUAUCAAUAUGGUGCUAACUUGCUUUAAGUCUGAUGAGGAGACGGAUGUACACAAAUUCUAUGAAAGUAUUACAAAAAGCAUGGAUGAAAUGAAAGAGUUAAUCGAGAAGAAUCUUCCCCAAUCAGGACAGGCGGCAAAACUAUGAACACGGGAGAAUGAUUUUAAUUCAGGGAUGACACUGUUAGCAUAUCCAAUGCCACUGAGUUAGUGGUUGUACUACUGUAGGUGGUUAAUGCAGUAAUAGUACUUUAGUUUGUAUACAAAAAAAUCUUUCAAUAGGCAACCUUCUUGUCACAAUCAUACUUAUGCGGUAACUGUAGUACUUAUUUGGAGGACGAUCCUGGGAUACAUCAGAAAAUGUACCGAGACAUUCCACUCUUUGUUUAUGCAUGGGGUGUAUAUAAAUUUGUUACCCUCUGCAUUCGAAGUCUGACUCGACUAGUAUACAUAAGUGAUAAUCAUGCUUCUUUUUAUUUUAUGGUUAUUUGAUAUAAGCUCACCAGUACUUACCAGUAAUUACCAGUACUACUUAUUUCACAAGGUUUUGGUCUUGCCAGUGCCUUGUGAAAUAGGGAGAAGUUCAAUUUAUAAGAAUGUGGCUAUUCUAUGUAUAGUUAAUGGCCAGUGCCUUUCUGUUUUAUCACUGGGAUAAUUUUAUUUAUGCAAUUACUAAAUAAAUUAUGCAAUAAAUGUAUCAUGAUUGA